CAUGAGAUCAUGACGGGAGCUGAAGUCAGACGCUUAACUGACUGAGCCACCCUGGCACCCCCCAAAUACUUAUCUUUAUUCUAGAUCUCUCUCCUGAACUUCAACAGCCUCCACCUGAAACCCAACACUUUCAAAAUCCAGACUAUUUCCUCCCAAAUCUGUGUCACAUGCAGCUUCCCUAUCUCAGGUGGUGGCACUUCCAGUUCUUCCAGUUGUUUCAGGCCAAAAUCCCCUGGAGUCAUGUUUAAGCUCCUGCACCUCAUAUCCUGUAGAAAAUCCUGGUUGCUCUACUGUGUAAACAUCCAGAGCCUGAACUGCCCACUACCAUCCCUUCCCGUCUUCUGACAUACCGCACUCCUGACAGGUCUUCAUGCUUCUCAACCCAGCAGCUACAGAGUCCUUAUCAAAGGCCAAUACCAUCAUGCAGCCUUGGGUAGCCAUCUUCAGCCCCAUACUACUUCUGACAGAUGCUGUAGUGUCUCACAAACAAGUGAAUGGAGUGGUAGGCCUUCCUGCCACGCUGUCCUGCGCUUACUCGACAGCUAAGGGAGUCACCACCAUGUGCUGGGGCAGAGGGGCAUGUCCUGUGUCCCAGUGCUCAGAUGUAAUCAUCUGGACUAAUGGAUCCCACGUCACUUUUCGGAAGCACCCACGUUAUAAGCUAAAGGGAAACCUUUUAGAAGGGAAUGUGUCUUUGACCAUAGAGAACGUGGCUCAGACUGACAGUGGCAUAUACUGUUGUCGUGUUGAACACAGCGGGUGGUUCAAUGACAUGAAACUCACCCUGUCAUUAGAGAUAAAGCCAGCUGUGGUCACCAGUGUUCCAACAUCACCUAGGGCCUUUACCUCUACUUCUUCAAUGCCAGCACCCACGCAGAACCUCAAGCCAGCUACUUCAUCUUCUCCAGUGCAGACAGCAGAAACCCAGCCUACAGCACCACAGGAGACGAGGACACCACAGCCCACCAGUUCACCAUUGUACUCUUGCCCAAAAGAUGGGAAUGGCACUGUGACACAGUCUUCAGAUGGCCUUUGGCAUAGCAAUCAAACUCAUGUGUCGCUGGCACAAAAUUCAUGGAUGACCACCAGUAAGGGACUCUACAUUGGAAUCUGCAUUACUACUGUGGUAUUGCUCACUGUGUUGGUUGUCGUGAUUACCAAAAAAUAUUUAUGCGUAAGAAACAAGCUGGAACAACUAAACUUGGUUUCGUUGAGUGACCCCCAGACUGGAGCUUUGCAAAGUGCAUCUGAAGUGGGUGUGCGAGCGGAAGACAAUAUCUACAUUAUCGAGGACAAUCUUUACGUCAUGGAUUAAGAUCCAGCGGCACUCUAAGGAUUUAUACCCUUGACUGCAGAAGACAGUGACAAGAUAUCACCAUGUCAGAGUUCUUUUAAGCUCUAGAAUGAUUUUUCUGUCAAUUUCAAAUGAUAUUCCAAUAUGUCAGUUAUGAUGGGUAGGCUGACUUUGGUUCAUCUGUGUACGGUCAACCUCAUUGGUCAUGUAGUCCUAAUUUUUUAUACUACAACUGGUUCAGUAUUUCUGGUCAUUGCAGAGAUUUCUCUCAAACACGAAGUGAACACUUUAGAAUUGUGUGUUCUCUUUGGACCCUAUGAACCCUAUAUCCAUCAAGAAUUCUCGCUGGUGAGACAGGAGAGGAACUACUACCUUGGUCACCAAAGCUGUCAAGAAGAGUGGAGUAGGAGUUAAAGUCAGCAAAUCCAAUUUGGGACUUAAAGUCUUCACUUGGAAUCAUUUCACAAUUAUCUCUUGUGUUUUACCUUGUAAUAACUCCAAAUGUUACAUUUCUUAGGUUCCCCAAGGCUUUCAAAUCACGGGUACACAGGCUUUUAUUUCCCCCAUAGGGAAAUAGAAGUGAAUGUGAUAUUGCCAUUGUGGGUAAAUACAAUUUCUCAUGGCUCUGGAAAUACAUGGUAUUAAGCCUUUCCUUAGAACCAGGGUGGGUAUUUUAGCAGUUAGAAGAAACUAGGGUAAUGAGUGAACCAAGAAGAUUCUCCAGGGAAGAAAAUCAGUUGAUUUAUUACAUGCUAUUUCUGCUACAUCUGUUCCAUAGUCCCAAGCAUUUGUGUAGAUAAUUGUCAUGUUCUCUGAACUAAUUUUUAGAAUGAGGCAGGGCAUAAAUAAAUAGAAGAAAAAAAAAAGGGAGAAGGCUAAAAGGCUUUCUGCUUUAGAAAAGUUACUUUGCAAAUAUAAUAAUGUUGUUUGAGAGUGUUACUAAGUUUCAGUCAAAAUUGUCACUAAACCACUGCAAUUUUUAAAAUUGUUUUGGAAGGAUGGUUUUUUUUUUUUUUUUAAUAUCAAAGCAAUUCCAAUGCUAUUCUUUUUUUUUUUCCUCACAAUUCAGUGAAAUUUUUGGCUUUUCCAAGAGAGUUAAACAAAGGCUAAAGGUAAGGAUUUUUUAGUCAACACAGGCAUUUCUACAUGAACAGUUAACAAGGUUGGGUAUUAAUUUCAAUCUAAGUAAACCCUGAAACAACUCCUGCUUAGGGUUCAGAGAUACACUAUAGCAGUUGAGGAAGGCAGGAUGUUCAUUUCUGAGGGCAACAUGCUUGACAUUCUUCUGCAGGGUUCUAGGAAGUUAACAGGACCUCUGAAUAAAAGUUAUAUGGGCAAAUAAUAUUGUUAAACAUGCUAUCUUGGGUUUUCCAAGUGUGGCCAAGAUCUGAUCUGGCCUAAGAAAUUUUUUUGUUUUUGUUUUUAAACUACAGUGUUUUUCUUUCAAAUUCAAGACAACAUGCAUAAACAUGGUGAAUUCAGAUGAAAGCCUGAAUUUGUAGCUUUUCUGGAAAGACCUUGCAACAUUGGACUGCAUUCCUAGGUAGUCAGGGCCCCAUUAAAUGGUGCUACAUCCUCUCAGCCCCUAGUGCUCAACUUUCCUGCACAGACACACAUUUGUCACCUGCUUUGUGACUGGGAAUUUGAAUUUAUAACAGCUCUGCUCUCUCUACCCUUCCUGCAGAUUUAUGAUGGCACAUUCAAAGUUCUGGGAAUCUGGUUAACUUUGUUAAUCUAGCACUUCCAAAACUUGCUUGAACACAAGGACUACUGCCAUAUCCAGUUGCAUUCUGUGAAACAGAAUGUGAGGAUGUGUGGGAAAGAAGGUGGUACACAGAAUCAGGACUAGGACCUGAGUUCUACUCUUAACUCUUAACAGAAACACUGGAUGCCAUUAGGGCUAAUCUUUCUUGAUGCCUACAUUUUUUAAUCUAUCAGGCAUAAUUAUUCCUAUAAUUAUGUCAGUGUAUAGUGGUAAUUCCAAUGCUAUGUUACUUGUGACAGGUCUUUGAAAAGCGGAAAACACUACAGAAAUGCAAAAAGUGUUUUUUUUUUAAUUUGUUUUUAUUUUUUGGUUGAUUUUAUAGUAAUAGCAGAUGUAGAUUUAGUGCUCAGUAAAUAAUUUCAAUGGUGUUGCAUUCAUAUGUAUUUUGCUAUAUGGUACUUUAUUGGAGGGAAUAAUUUACUUUUUGGAAAGCUGAUAUAGGGUAAUUGGGCUAAUUUUAUACUGGAGUAAAAACUGUCAAUAACUGAAAGGACAAACAGGUGAGUGGGGAGGAAAGGGAGGCGUUCAGUUAAUAUUAAACUCUUUUUUGUGAAUAUAUCCAUCUUAUAGAAUGUAUUGAUUUGUUUUCAAUCCUUUGAGAUGAUUGAGGUUCCAUUUUCUACAAACUGUCUUGUGAUGUUAGGACACUGGUGUAAGUAAGGUAUUUAAACUUGGGAAAUUUUGCACAUCUUUAAGAAGUAGCAGAACCAAUUUUUCACUAAUGGCUGUGAAGAUAAUUCUGGGAGUACAUGAAAGUAUGAGGGACUCUUUGGGACUAGUUUAAUUUGUAUGUACACUCAUUAAUAAAACAGAUUUUUGUUUUCAUUUUGAAAA
This is a messenger RNA of Herpailurus yagouaroundi (jaguarundi), 3893 nucleotides long. RefSeq names its product hepatitis A virus cellular receptor 1 (gene HAVCR1). Gene Ontology annotation, cellular component: cell surface. NCBI's taxonomy places the organism in Eukaryota, Metazoa, Chordata, Mammalia, Carnivora, Felidae. Gene Ontology annotation, biological process: phagocytosis, engulfment; positive regulation of mast cell activation. The transcript is spliced from 10 exons. Bases 371 to 1315 code for a protein of 314 amino acids. The record is from RefSeq and is a predicted model, not a curated record. Gene Ontology annotation, molecular function: phosphatidylserine binding; virus receptor activity.